This is a messenger RNA of Phaedon cochleariae (mustard beetle), 1008 nucleotides long. The record is from the annotation of a GenBank genome assembly. NCBI's taxonomy places the organism in Eukaryota, Metazoa, Arthropoda, Insecta, Coleoptera, Chrysomelidae.
AUGGAUAGUAGAUGGUGGAUCAGUUUUUUGCUGGUGUUUCUGAUUGAAGCUAAUCUACAUGAAUGGGUUUCAGCUGAUGGAGAUGCAGUGCCUGCUCAGAAAGGCGUGAUAUUUGAUUUCCUGCUCAACUCUUUGCAAUCUCAAUCUAACACUUGUAAGAUAUGCAAAUGUGGUAUUCCCAACAGAGAAACACGUUUCCUGGGCGGUGAAUAUUUAACGGGCCAUGAAUUUCCUUGGUCGGCAUUGGUGUAUCUGCACAACAAUGUUUCUUCCCCGUUCCCCGCUACCCUCAUCAACGACAGAUAUUUGGUCACAGCAGCGAAUAACGUCAUAGGAUUGACGCCUUUGGAUAUGAAAAUCGGUGUGGGGCAGUACGACAUUUGUUUUCCAGAUGUGAAUUCCAUUAAUGUGAGCGUGGCAACGAUCAUCAUCAAUCCGGAAUUCAGUCCUGGCAAUAGAGCUCACGAUAUAGCGCUUCUAAAGCUUUCCACUCCAAUAACAUUCACUAGAACGGUACAACCUAUAUGUCUAGCAGCUCAAAAUGCCAGAUAUUUGGGCCAAGUAGCCACGGUCUCCGGUUGGGCGGAGUACGCAAACACCACGACGAACGCAACAACACCAACUGCUGGAGUUAACGACACCGCCAACGCCAAUGGUACCGCCGCUGGUACGGGCGUCACCGCGGUACGAUCCUGCCGGCCCAGGAAGUUAGGCUUGCCCGUGCUGAGCUACUCAGAGUGCCAGCAGUACGCCUAUGACGUGCGGUACGUCAGCCCCGACAAGGGAUGCGUUGGGGUUGUCGGGUCUGCCAGUCCGAUUUGCGAGGUUGAUUCAGGGGCAGCAGUUAUGUAUAGAAAUUAUAAAGGUGUUUAUGAUAUAAUUGGUGUCCUAGGUGAUAGAAAUGUUUGUGAUUCGAAUCCAAGUCUUGCUCUUUACACCACAAUAAGUGACCAUCUUCCUUGGAUAACACAGAGUACCAAAGAUGCAUGCUAUUGCUACAGGAGUUGA